Messenger RNA from Lasiosphaeria miniovina, 1730 nucleotides. RefSeq names its product dehydrase and lipid transport-domain-containing protein. The transcript has a single exon. Gene Ontology annotation, biological process: cellular respiration; ubiquinone biosynthetic process. Gene Ontology annotation, molecular function: ubiquinone binding. Lineage: Eukaryota; Fungi; Ascomycota; Sordariomycetes; Sordariales; Lasiosphaeriaceae. Bases 255 to 1259 code for a protein of 334 amino acids. Gene Ontology annotation, cellular component: mitochondrion. The record is from RefSeq and is a predicted model, not a curated record.
CCGCGCUCGGGAAAAAAAAGAUCGCGAAUGUCGACACCCGCCCCGACGUCAGCGACAGCGACAGCGGAAGUGACAGCGACAGCAAUGGAAGCUAGGUAACGACAAGACGGACGUGUGGGCAGUGGGAUUUUAUAGGAGGACAUUUCCCCCGUUCCGAUCGCUACAGAGUCGCAACAACAACAGACACAACCCCCUCGCCGCCUUCGUUUCGCCCGUCCCUGCCACUCGAGGCCUCAAAAGCACCGCCCGUCGCCAUGGCACUUCAAAUCUCUCCCUCGCCCGCGCGGCGCGUGCUAGCCUCGAGAGUAACGGCAACGGCGCCAACUUCUUUCCGCGCGCAGCACACAUUCUCCUCCCUUCCGUGCCGCCGCGCCCUCUUCUCGAGCCUCCACAACACACCACGACUACCACCGCACUCCCCCCCACGGCUCUCACGGCGACCUUCAGCAACACCACACCACGCCCUCCAGCCAAGACCCAGCCAGCGCCACUCAUCAUCAUGGCUCCUAUCCGCCCUCCCGCACCUCCUCCCGGGGUCCAGCACCAACUCCGUCGGCCCGUCCCCAACACCAACACCAACGACCACCCUCCGCGCGCGCCGCACACUCCCGUACCCGCCAGCGCAAAUCUACGCGCUGAUCGCCGACAUCGACGCGUACCGGCUUUUCCUGCCGCACUGCACAUCCUCAAAAGUAACGGCUUGGACGUCGCCUGCCCCCUCCCCUCCCUCACAACCAUCACCACACACACCAUCACCAGCACCCUCAGAAACCAGUCAGCAGCAGAAACGGAAGUGGCCGGCGCGCGCAGACUUGACGGUCGGCUGGGGCCCGUUCACGCAGAGCUACACGAGCUGGGUGUACUGCGAGCCGGGGCGGGCGGUGGAGGCGGUGAGCGGGUCGGGGGCGCGGACGACGAUCCCUGCGGCGACGCUCGCGGAGCACGGGUAUUCUUCUGGCUUUGAGUCUGACGGGGACGACAUGGCGAUGGCGGGCGUGUUCGAGAGCCUGGUCACGCGGUGGACAGUGCGGCCUGUGACAGCUCCGGGAUCGGGAUCGGCCGCGCUUCCUCAAAACAACGGCGCAGACGGGAGUGAUGAUGGCUGUUGGACCGAGGUGUCGCUUAGCGUGCGGUUCCAGUUUGCGAACCCGGCGCUGGGGUACGCCAUGGGCCAGCUAGCCGACAACAAGGUCGACGAGAUGGUGCAGGCGUUUGAGGACCGGGCGAGGGCGCUCUACGGGCCCGGGAGCAGUCAAUAAGUGCCUUCUUCCCUUGGGUGACCCUUCCAUCCUCUCCCUCCCAUCCAUGAACACGCGCAUUCAUCCAAACCACAUCCAAAGACCACCUUACUUUCAGCACGAGCGCAUGUCUGUCUAUAAAACAUCACGUGUAUAAACAGUUUUCUUUCUUUUUUUAAGAGUAUUUCUAGCAUUUUUAGACAGCAGCGGCGCACUCAGAAAGACGGGGGGGGAAAAGACGGAAAUAGGAAUUAAAGUAAGAGGAUAGACAAAAAAAAAGCAAUAAGACCAUCUACCCUUCCCUCCCUCCCUUUCCUUUCCAAGAUAGACCAAACCAAAACAAAAAAAAAAAGUAGAUAGAACCCCGCCACGCAUGGACAACAUUGCAUUCGUCUUUGCGCCAGACCAAAACAAAGGUUGUCGUAGACAUUUCAGAGCAAGCCCACCCGCUGCCCAGAAAAAUAGAAUAAAGAAGCCCCCUCUCCCCCAACC